AAACACUCCCGACAACCAUGGCUGAACCGGAGAAGAAGGACAUGAAGAACGCUUUCACCGAUAAGGGAGCGGAGAAGAAAACGAAGGAGGAGAAGCCGGACGACAAUAGCCGCCGGCUAUUCGGCGGUGGAUCCGGCACGUCGUCGUCCUCCGAGUGCAGUUCCAUCUCCAACGAGGAGAGGCACCAGGCCAAGAUCGCCCGCAAGAACAAGGAGGAGGAGAGGAUGAAGGCCAAGCAGGAGGCCAAGCUGAAGGCCGGCGCCGAAGGGCAAAAGCCCGGCGAAGAGGGGAAGGACGGGAGCCGCGGGCUGUUGACCGGAGAGUGCAACUCCAGCUCCGACGAGGAGAGGUCCUGGCCCGCGGACCCCACCAGCCGCGCCUCCGUGUCACCCAUCACCGGGCUGCCCAACCGGGCCAAGCUGCUGCAGGUGCACGUGCAGUUUGACAAGCUGGAGAUCCUCGAGUGCCUUGAGUCCGGCAUCCAGUACACGUAUCCGCAGCCAACUGAGGAAGAGCUGCACCGUGUCUACGACAUCGAAUACAACAAGGCGUAUGGUCGUGAUUUCUCGGCGGGCAUCCCGGACUUUGUUGAACGGCGGGCUGUGGCGCAGCGCACCUUCAUCACGCAUCACCUGGGCCUGGAGCCAACCGCGACCGCCGACAUCAACACCACCAACCUGGGGCGCGUCGUGGAAGUUGGCGGUGGCUGGGGCUCCCUGUCGUCUACCCUCCAGCCCCUGGCAUCCUCCGUCACCUGCUACGAGCUCGACUCGGCCUCGGUCGACUUUAUGCGGGAGCGUGGGGUGGACGCCCGCGUGGGCACCCUGCAGCAGGCGGCGGAGAAGGGCGACGUCGAGGCGAAUAACAUUGACCUCAUCGUGUCAUCCAUGAUGCUGGAGCAUCUUCCUCGGCCGCUCGACUCGUUGCGCGCCUGGGGCCGCAAGCUCAAGGCUGGCGGGCACCUGUUUGUCGAGGUUCCGCUGGAGAACCCCAUCCCGAGAUGGUGGGGCAUGGACCCGGCCGCGCCGUAUUGGGUCGGCCACAUUACCUUCUUCGGGCCAGGCCACCUGGAGGCCAUGCUCGAGGCGGCGGGCUACCAGGUGCUUGCCUCCACGCCCCACGACCAUCCCGUGUCCCCCAACUACACGAUGCCUGGAGGAGCCCCUUACGACAUGGGCAAUGUCCCCGAGGCGCUCGACACACAGGUCUCGACAAGCGACAACCCGAGGCUCCUGCGCGUGUUUGCCCGCAAGGUUGCGGCGUGAUGUGGGGGAUAGAUCCCCGUACUCGCGGUUGGUUGUGGCUGGCUGGCAGGCUCGAAUCAGCAUCAUCGAAGCGACACGCCGCGACGCUUUCAGAUGCUGGUGUGUUCGAAAGCAUGAAUUUCUAGGCAAACAAAGCUUUUGGGAAAAAUGCUCCAAGCGUUGACUGGUGGUUUUGACUUGAACGCUUUUGUGUCAAACGUGUUCUGACACAACAUACGUUUGUGUAGCCGGUGGCCGGUGUCAAAGGACUCUUGCUGUUUGACGGUUAUCUGUCGCAGCAACAAGUGGAGCUGGUGACGGGGCAGUGGCACCCGUAGAUCAGGUAGCCCGCUUACUGUGCCCACAUGCAUACAUCGGAUCGGCGCAUCGCUUGGGCCGAGCUGGACAGAAACAGAGCGCCUGGGGUGCAGAGAAAGGCAGGAGCCACUUCUCCUCUCUCUUCAUGGCCUUGGUCUUGCCACUUUUCGUUUUUUUGCUUGUUGGCAGGCAUGUACAUUGCUUGAAAUGAUAGUAAAUACGACCGUUCAAACGAGGUACAUAAUUCGUGCAAUCGCCACCAUCCCGCCAAGGGCUCCCGUUAAGCGCGUUGCUGACAACCACGAAAUCACGAACUACAGUGUUGGCGUCCG
Messenger RNA from Ectocarpus sp. CCAP 1310/34, 1894 nucleotides. Lineage: Eukaryota; Phaeophyceae; Ectocarpales; Ectocarpaceae. The record is from the annotation of a GenBank genome assembly.